This is a messenger RNA of Prorocentrum cordatum, 1597 nucleotides long. NCBI's taxonomy places the organism in Eukaryota, Dinophyceae, Prorocentrales, Prorocentraceae. The record is from the annotation of a GenBank genome assembly.
GUGACCUCAGUGGAUGCUUCACUUCACGGGUUCGGCGUCACGGCGUGCCGGAUCGAGUCUAGCAGCGUCGGCAAGGUCGGGCGAGUCAGCGAACGUUGUCGAUUUCGUGGAGAACUGCGAAAGUGCUCCAGGCCGCGGGACGUCCUGGAGGAUGUGGAGGUGCCCUUCUCGUUCCUCGCUCGUGGGUCCGAUCUCGACUUCUUGGAGACUGGUGCUCUGACGGAGUUCCCUGAAGUUCCCGAGUGGCUUGCCAAGGACUCCCCCUGGUGUGUCAUUACUGCGAGGAGGUGGAGGAGAAAGGAGAAGAUCUUGAACCUGGAGGCGGAGGCGGCCCUGUGGGCUGCACGGUACGACCCUGUCAGCGAGCAUCACGCCAAGUACUUCUAUGUCAGCAACCCUGGUGGCUCGGAGUGCUCUCCGAGCCGCGACGCGCCCGCCCCGCCUUCGAAGUCUUUGGAGGCGGUCAUCGGCGAUGGAGUGCCGCACCCUCCGGGCCUCCGACGCCUCGCGGCCGCGGUCCCGUUCGCCUACGGCUUGCCGGGGCCCUGGGAGGCUGCGGGCGGCGGUCAGGCGCGCUCCGCGCGCUGGGCGGGGCACGCUCGGAGGCGGCAGGCGCGGCAGGCGAUGCGCCAGGCGCCGUCGACACUGAUCGGGAGUGCGGGGCGGGCAGCCGCCCGCCUGGCCGAGCCCGGCUUCCGCGUGUCCGCGCUGGGAGCGGCGUCGGUCACGCCGGCGACGCAGGACAACUACCUGACACACCUGGAGAUGCUGCUAAGGUGGCUGAUGCGGAGGCAGGCUCCGACGCUCAACAAGGACGAGUGGGAUGUUCUCCUGGCGAGCUACAUCGAGCACCUGUGCGACUCGGGGGCGACCGAGAACGCCGGGGGGACGACGCUGGCUGCAGUGCGGUGGGCAGAGCCUGCCAUUCCGCGGCCGCUCCGCCGAGGCCCCCCCCUGGCCUCGGCCGCGCUGGCCGGCUGGCGGCGGGCCGAGCAGGGGCGGGCGAGGCUGCCGAUGCCGAGCGAGCUGGCUGUCGCGAUCGCCCUGGACCUGUGCGACUGCGGCUUGCCGAGCCUGGGGUUCUUCGUGAUGCUGGUCUUCGAGACGUAUAUGCGGCCCAGCAAGGCCCUGUCUCUGCAGCGCUUCCAGCUCGUCCCACCAUCCGGCCACGGGCUGCCCGGGACCAAGGGGCGGUGGGCUGUGCUGACCCGGGCCCUCGAGCUCGGCAGGCCUGGCAAGACAGGCGACUUCGACGGCAGCGUGAGCCUCGACCUUCCGCGGUACCAGCUGCUGGUGCCAGUCCUCGAGGAGAUCCUCCGCAGGCGGGGCGAGCGGGACCCAGUGUUCCUCUUCGACUACGUGACACUUCUCAGGCACUGGCGAGCGGCGUGCAAGCGGCUCGGCCUCGAGCACCUGCACCUGGCGCCUUACUGCCUGCAGCAUGGCGGCGCGUCGGAGUAUCGGGCAAGCAACUCUCGUCCCAUGCUGGAGGUGAUGAAGCGGGGAGGCUGGAAGACCUACUCGAGCCUGGCCAGGUGCGCGAAGCACGCGCGGCUCGGCCUGGUGGUGCAGUGUGCCGGAGCGGCAGUAGUCUCAG